Corylus avellana is the source of this 1838-nucleotide messenger RNA. It is a transcript of the gene APL1, whose product is annotated as ADP glucose pyrophosphorylase large subunit 1. Gene Ontology annotation, molecular function: glucose-1-phosphate adenylyltransferase activity. Gene Ontology annotation, biological process: glycogen biosynthetic process. NCBI's taxonomy places the organism in Eukaryota, Viridiplantae, Streptophyta, Magnoliopsida, Fagales, Betulaceae. The record is from RefSeq and is a predicted model, not a curated record.
UAGCUUUAGGCUCCCUUUGUAGUUCUUCACACACGGCCUCCUCAUUGAAGACAAUUCCAAUUUUCUCCUCAAGUCCUGGAGAAAAUGGCAGUGGCGGGCGAUGGCCGGAUUUCCCUCUCAGCUGCUGCCCGGCUGCGUGGUGCGACAGGGUUGGCUGGGAGGAACUGGGGCCUUGUAAAGUUUUGUAAUGGAGAAAUGAUGGGGAAGAAGAUGAAGGUGAAGCUGACACAGUUUCAGAAAGGAAGUGGUAGUGGCAGUAACAACGUUAAGCAACAUGUUUGCAUGUCUCUGACCGCUAAUGUAGCAGGCGAGUCGAAGUUGAGGGACCUAGAGAUGGAAAAGCGGGACGCACGGACCGUUGUGGCAAUUAUACUGGGAGGAGGAGCAGGCACCCGCCUUUUCCCACUCACCAAGCGCCGUGCAAAACCUGCUGUUCCCAUUGGAGGAUCAUACAGGCUGAUUGAUGUGCCUAUGAGCAACUGCAUCAACUGUGGGAUCAAAAAAGUCUACAUUCUCACUCAGUUCAACUCAGCAUCACUCAACAGGCAUAUUUCGCGCGCUUACAACUUUGGCAGUGGAGUCACCUUCGGAGACGGCUUUUGUGAGGUUCUCGCUGCCACUCAAACUCCAGGGGAGGCUGGUAAAAAGUGGUUUCAGGGCACUGCAGAUGCUGUACGACAGUUCCAUUGGCUUUUUGAGGAUGCAAGGAGUAAGGAGAUUGAGGAUGUGCUGAUCCUUUCAGGGGAUCACUUAUAUAGGAUGGACUACAUGGACUUUGUUCAAAAUCAUCGGCAGAGUGGUGCAGAUAUCUCCAUCUCUUCUCUACCAAUGGAUAACAGCCGUGCUUCAGAUUUUGGUCUAAUGAAGAUAGACAACAAAGGAAGGGUCCUUUCAUUCAGUGAAAAGCCUAAAGGAGACGACCUCAAGGCAAUGGAAGUGGAUACAACGGUUUUGGGACUGUCAAGGGAAGAGGCCCAAAAGAAACCAUACAUUGCCUCCAUGGGAGUGUAUCUCUUCAAGAAGGAGAUUCUUCUGAAUCUUUUGAGAUGGCGAUUUCCCACUGCAAAUGACUUUGGUUCAGAGAUAAUCCCUGCCUCAGCCAGAGAGUUCUUCAUAAAGGCUUAUCUUUUCAAUGAUUAUUGGGAAGACAUAGGGACCAUCAGAUCCUUCUUUGAGGCAAAUCUUGCCCUCACAAAGCAUCCACCAAGGUUUAGUUUUUAUGAUGCAGCAAAGCCGAUGUUUACAUCAAGAAGAAACUUACCGCCAACAAAAAUUGAUAGUAGCAAGAUAGUUGACUCGAUCAUAUCACAUGGAAGUUUCUUAACCAACUGCUUCAUUGAGCAUAGUGUUGUUGGUAUCAGAUCCCGAAUAAACUCUAAUGUUCAUUUGAAGGAUACAGUGAUGCUUGGAGCUGACUUCUAUGAAACAGAUGCUGAAGUGGCAUCACUUUUAGCUGAAGGAGGAGUUCGAGUGGGAAUAGGAGAAAAUACAAAAAUCAAAGACUGCAUCAUUGACAAAAACGCCAGAAUUGGGAAGAAUGUUGUUAUUGCAAACUCAGAGGGCAUAAAAGAGGCUGAUAGAUCUUCUGAAGGGUUUUACAUCCGUUCUGGUAUUACUAUCAUAUCAAAAAAUUCAGUAAUCACAGACGGUUUUGUGAUAUAAUAUAUCUGUCAAUUUUCUAAGUCUUUUUUUUUGAGUGAUCAGGAUGGUAAUCAUGAAAAAUGAUAACAAAAUGAGUCAUUAUGUUUACUGUAUCAAUGUAACGAAGACGAAGAUCAAAUUUAUGUAUGAUGCGGAUGUGCACAAUCCUUUACUGUGAUAGCCAUCCAUUUGUGAUA